UUUUAUAAAUGCUAUAAAAUGCCCAAUCAAGCAUUCAAACUUUUUGCUUUUCAGAAUUUGAUAAAAUGCAGAAGGUUUGAUAUAUCUGGAGCAAAGAUGGGUUCUACAGGACGUGCAUCCUUGUUAGAAGUUGCUGAGAAAGAAGUUGAUUUCACAGUUUUUUCUUUAUCCUGGAUUCCUUCGUCUGCUCGUUUAGUUGUGAGCGGAGCAUCCAACGCAGGAGCUGGGUUGAUCAAGGUCUUCAGCUUGGGUGGACGAGAUCUCUCAGAGACAGGUUCAGCUAAUCUUCCCAGAGCUAUCAGAUGUGGAACCUUUUAUGUCUGUGAUUUGACGGAUAGGGUUUACUGUUGCGGAGAUUUCUCCGGAUCCUUAGUUUUCUGGGAUAUUGAAACCUUACUCCAGGUGGACACUGUCAAGGCACACUCCGAUAUAGUGAACACUAUUGCUGGCGGUGGUAUUGGGUCUUCAGAAGUAGUUACAGGUGGUCGGGAUGGAGAAGUAAAGUUAUGGGACCGGAGAACUCUAGAGAAACCUAUUCUGCGUAUGUCUCCUGGUGAAACAGAGACAAAGAGAGACUGUUGGUCCGUCUCUCACUCAGGUCCAGACUCUAAACUUGUCGCUGCAGGGUUCGAUAACGGUGAUAUAAAAGUUUUCGAUGUUAGAGCGACUAAACUACUGUGGGAAACCUCCUUAUCUAGAGGUGUAUCAAACCUGAACCUGGUUCAGGGUUCUACUCCUGGUUUAGUGGCAGGAACAGUUCAGGGCAAACUAUUCAAAUGGAAAAUAUCAUCUGGAGAUUCUACACAAUCUACACAGUUGGAUAAAUCUACUGUUUGGUCUACGGAGAUGAUAAAAGAUGGAACCCUGGUGAGCUGUAUGGGCUCCGGAGCACUCUGUGUCACGGAGUAUAAUAAGGACGGAUUGGAGUGUGUCAAUACUCACCAAAUAUCUGAACCUCCUCUUACAGGUCUUGCCACCAGUUCAGACAAACCUGGUUUAUUUGCUACAUCUAGCUUUGAUAAAUCCAUCAGAAUAUAUUUUUAUACCGGUGCAAAGUAGAUUUUUUUACAGAAAA
Messenger RNA from Eurytemora carolleeae, 1075 nucleotides. Its product is annotated as WD repeat-containing protein 92. The coding region runs from base 19 to 1059 and encodes 346 amino acids. The transcript is spliced from 4 exons. The record is from RefSeq and is a predicted model, not a curated record. Gene Ontology annotation, molecular function: ubiquitin binding. NCBI's taxonomy places the organism in Eukaryota, Metazoa, Arthropoda, Copepoda, Calanoida, Temoridae.